Erinaceus europaeus (western European hedgehog) is the source of this 1000-nucleotide messenger RNA. RefSeq names its product ring finger protein 4 (gene RNF4). The transcript is spliced from 8 exons. NCBI's taxonomy places the organism in Eukaryota, Metazoa, Chordata, Mammalia, Eulipotyphla, Erinaceidae. The coding region runs from base 293 to 865 and encodes 190 amino acids. Gene Ontology annotation, biological process: positive regulation of transcription by RNA polymerase II. Gene Ontology annotation, molecular function: transcription factor binding; zinc ion binding. The record is from RefSeq and is a predicted model, not a curated record.
GCGGGACCGCGGCCUCCGGAGCGGAAGUGGGUCGCUCUCGAGGCGGCGGCGGCGGUGGCGGCGGCGUCCGGCCGGGAGCUUCUGAUUCUGCCGCUGCCGAGGGGCUCGCUGGGCACCGAGCGACGCGGCGCGGACUCCUCCCGCCAGCCCUGAAGAGACUGGGAGCCACGACCCUGAGCUGGCCAGAGGAUGCAGCUGCAGGCGUGAGAACCUGGGGUGUGAGAGGCUGAGAGGCUGGGCUAGGGCGGCUCAGUGCCCUCCUUCCUCCUCCAGGCCAGGCCCAAGGGGCACCAUGAGCACGAGAAAGCGCCGUGGAGGCACAGUCAAUUCCAGGCAAACUCAGAAGCGGACGCGGGAAGUGGCCUCCACACCGGAGAUGGCCCUGGACGCAGAGCCCAUCGAGCUUGUGGAGAGUGCUGGAGAUGAGAUUGUGGACCUCACCUGUGAGUCUCUGGAGCCCGUGGUUGUGGACCUGACUCACAACGACUCUGUCGUGAUUGUAGACGAGAGGAGACGGCCGAGGAGGAAUGGCAGGAGGCAGCGCCAAGAGCAGGCUGACAGCUGUGUGGUGAGCAGUGAUGAUGAGGAGCUGGCCAGGGACCGCGAUGUGUAUGUGACAACCCACACGCCCAGGAACGCCCGUGAAGACUCGGCCACGGGCCUCAGGUCUUCUGGGACUGUCAGCUGUCCGAUCUGCAUGGACGGUUACUCGGAGAUUGUGCAGAACGGACGUCUCAUCGUCUCCACAGAGUGUGGCCACGUCUUUUGUAGCCAGUGCCUCCGGGAUUCCCUUAAGAAUGCUAACACUUGCCCGACUUGCAGGAAAAAGAUCAACCACAAACGAUACCACCCCAUUUAUAUAUGAAGUGUGGAGAUGGACUGACGGCCGGCCUGGCUGGGCUCCCAUGCCACCUCGCCUCCCCUGGGGUUUUUACGCAGUUUCCAGAGCUCAGACAGACUGUCUCAAAGCCACCCUCCUAUAUGUGGACUACUCUUUCAU